CAAGGGAAUAUGAUAUUUAUAUAUAUAUAUGUGUAAGUCUAUACAGAAAGUUUGAGUUCGACUGAAAAUAAAGACAGAUAAUUCUCACAAUUAGUUAACAUAUUGUUUUUAUUUAACGAGUUGUAUCUCCAGCAUGUAAAUUGCUUUUCAAUGAUGUUUUGUAUAAAUUUCGUGGGAAGAAGGUAUAAUCAGAAAUAUUUUAAUGUUGCCUGUCAAGCCUUCUAUUCUCGACGUAGCAGUGACAACAGUACAACACUUUAUAAAAUCAUCAAUGCAAAUGGAGAUUCCAUUGAUGGUACUGAUAAUGGUGAAUUUGAAACUAGUAACAACUGGGAAUUGUUGACACCGAGAGGAUUCAGAUUUUACUUACCAGGUAGUAUUGGUCCUGGUUGGUUAAAUUCAUCUACUACUAAACAAGUCAAAACAGAAUUUGUCGCUAUUACCGAGACUGAUUCUGUUAAUUCUAUAAAUAACAAAAAUAAGUAUAAAAGAUUAAAAGGUAAAUCAUCAUAUAUCAAACGACCAUUGCUGCAUUGUACUGCCCAAGAAUGUCCGCUUCUAUUAAGGAAGGGCAUUGAAGAACUGUUUCCUGGCUGCUUGGAUGUGAGUGCAGCGCAAUUAACUAUUGUGACUAUAAGUCAAAAAUCUAAUCCGAAAACAUUAAGGUGGGGUAAAAUAGCAGAAACUGAGAAAUUGGCGAAAUAUUUUGUAUUAGCCGCAUCAGACGUUUGUACAAGACUAAAAAUGGUUGGAUAUUGGGCGGAUUUUAUUAACCCGUUUAGUGGGCAACCUUACUUUAGUUCUCUGAAAAAGAAUUCCCUUUAUACAACAGAUGAACGGUUUAGAUGCCUGGGUUUUAAAAUAGCAGAUAAAAAUAAUUGCAAAAUUAUUACUUUUGAUAGUAGCGUAUCAAAUUUUAUAGGUAGCUUAUAUACAACAGCUCCAGCAAGCACAGAAUUUUUGAAGGAAAUUAUGAGCAACAUUAACGCAGAACUUAAGUAAACGUAUGCUUCAAUUUCAUAUCUCUUUCUUCUGUUUCUUAGUUUCUCUAUAAAAUACAUGGUUAAAAAAAAAAAGCAGUUAUAUAUUGUAAUGUUUAUUAAGAAUUAUUAUAUUGUACAUAAUUCGCCAACCUAUGAUGUAUAAUAUUUUAAUUUAUAAAAGGAGCAUAAUUAUUGAAUUUUUAUGAAGCAAUGCAAGCCAAGAAC
Polistes canadensis is the source of this 1208-nucleotide messenger RNA. RefSeq names its product methylmalonic aciduria and homocystinuria type D homolog, mitochondrial. Bases 151 to 1002 code for a protein of 283 amino acids. The record is from RefSeq and is a predicted model, not a curated record. Gene Ontology annotation, cellular component: mitochondrion. NCBI's taxonomy places the organism in Eukaryota, Metazoa, Arthropoda, Insecta, Hymenoptera, Vespidae. Gene Ontology annotation, biological process: cobalamin metabolic process. The transcript has 5 exons.